Cottoperca gobio is the source of this 2185-nucleotide messenger RNA. RefSeq names its product glucokinase (hexokinase 4) regulator (gene gckr). Lineage: Eukaryota; Metazoa; Chordata; Actinopteri; Perciformes; Bovichtidae. Gene Ontology annotation, molecular function: carbohydrate binding; enzyme binding; enzyme inhibitor activity. Gene Ontology annotation, biological process: carbohydrate derivative metabolic process; negative regulation of glucokinase activity; response to fructose. The coding region runs from base 196 to 1983 and encodes 595 amino acids. The transcript has 19 exons. The record is from RefSeq and is a predicted model, not a curated record. Gene Ontology annotation, cellular component: nucleoplasm; cytosol.
UUGUGUUGGUGUGCCACGGAGAAAUCCAUACUUCCUUUCACUCCUCAGUCUCAAAGGUCCUUAAGUGAACUUUGUCACUACAGAUAGAGCCGAGCACUUUGUGGUUUUCAUUUUAAAUCCCUGUGACUGACGAGAAGGAAGCGAGGGAGACGUUUCUUGUGACAAACUGUUUUUGGCAGGACAGACUCAUGCACGAUGGCCCAGUCUGAGUGGACUUGCAGUCUCUCCAGUGUACAUGAAUGGGAGUCCCCAGAUUAUGAGCCGUCACUUCCUGUUUCGGAGAAGUCCAACCCGCUGACGCGCGACAUCGACCGGGCUUCAGCCAGUCGUAUCGUGAGGAUGCUGCAGGCCUGCGACGCCCAGAUGUUUCAGGAAGAAUCAGGAGCCACCUACCAGAGGCUUCUGAGUGAACAAGUGGUGGCAACGUUGAUGGAGGUCGCUCAGAAGGUGGAGAUCAUUCUCAAGGAUCCUCGGGACAGCCUCGUCGUGCUCAGCGGCUGUGGCACUUCUGGUCGACUGGCUUUCCUCAUCACGUCAGCUUUCAACAGAGCGCUGCAGGAGCUGAGCCAGAGGUCACUUUAUUCCUACAUCAUUGCAGGGGGAGACCGAGCUCUGCUUUCCUCCCAAGAGGCUCCUGAGGACGAUCCAAAGCUGGGCAUGCUCAGUCUGAAGAAGGUCUGCGAGGGAAAGAAGCGUGUCUUGUUUAUCGGUAUUUCCUGUGGAUUAUCUGCUCCGUUUGUGGCGGGUCAGCUGGAGCUCUGCCUGCAGCACCCGGAGGUUUACACUCCUGUACUGGUUGGCUUCAACCCUCCACAUCAGGCCAGGAAUGAGCCCAUUCCAGGCUGCACGUUCACGUUUCGCAGCGUGGUGCAGAGGAUGCAGGAGCUCGCCAAAAGUCACAAGGCCUUCCUCAUCAACCCAGCAGUCGGGCCGGAGGCCGUCAGCGGCUCUUCCAGGAUGAAAGGAGGCAGCGCCACGAAGAUCCUCCUGGAGGUUGUCCUGUCUGCUGCUCAUGCUGCCGCCUUCACAAACACACCUGUCACUUACAAGGGCAUCCUGCAGCACAUGAGAGCGUACGAGAAGACUCUGGAUAUCACGUACGCUCAGAAAGAGGGGAUAAGUGCUCUGUUGGAGGCAGCUGGACAGAGUUUGCAGCGGGGGAGGCGUGUGUGUUACCUGGGCUGGGGCUCCCUCGCCACGCUGGGCCUCAUCGACGCCAGCGAGUGUAUCCCCACGUUUGGAGCAGACUACGAAGAUGUUCGGGGCUUCAUCAGCGGAGGAUACAGAGCGCUGAACAACAAUGAGGGUCCACUGGGUCCUGACUUUUGCAUAGCCCAUGAGGAUUUUCUGCAUCUAGUUCUGCCCUCUCUCGAUGACCGGGACGUCGUUCUCCUUCUCUACACGCAGUCCGAUGAUGUCAGUGACGUGGAGAAAAUGGCCCUCAGAGUGAGAGAAAAGACGUCCAACCUGCACGCUGUUUGUCAUCGGGUUGAGGGAGACACUGCAGCUGAUGAUGACAUCAAUAAGCUGUGUUCAUCCUCACUAAAAAUCAAUUGGCCGCCGCCUGCUUCAGGGAGCUUACUUCACAUGCAGUGGGAGCUGUCCACCAAGCUGCUGCUGAACUCGCUGAGCACCGGAGCUCACGUCUUAAAGGGGAAGAUUUACCAGAACCACAUGAUGGACGUGCAGGUCACCAACAGCAAACUGUACUGCAGAGCCACACGCUUACUCCAGAAGCUGUCUGGUUGUCCUGAGAUCCAAUGUGAAGAAGCUCUCCUGAAGGCCGUCUACCGCGUGGACGAGCUGACCGUGGACAUCACGUCCUCGGACAUCAUCACACACACACACACUGCCAGAAACAGGACCAAGGUGGUGCCUCUUGCUUUGGUCUGCUUGCUGACUGGUUGCUCACUGAUGGAGGCGGAGACUCAUUUGCAGCAGCAGCCAAUCGUACGGGAGGCUGUGGAGGCGUGCCUGGCAUAAUUGAGAGGUCAUAGGUUCUAUUAUAUUUAGUGUUAUUAUAACAAGCGCAUCAUUUAUUGGUCCUGGCUUUUUAUUAUGAGCUCAUUUUGUCUUAUGACUAAGAGGCAGAGUCGACAGCCUCAACACAAGAAUAAUAACCUGUCAAUUUGUACUGAAAUAAGUUGUUUCAAAUAUGAAGGAAGAUGUUAAAACAUCAGGAACA